Eucalyptus grandis is the source of this 1565-nucleotide messenger RNA. RefSeq names its product mitotic spindle checkpoint protein BUBR1. The record is from RefSeq and is a predicted model, not a curated record. Bases 104 to 1243 code for a protein of 379 amino acids. Gene Ontology annotation, molecular function: protein kinase activity. The transcript is spliced from 11 exons. Gene Ontology annotation, biological process: mitotic spindle assembly checkpoint signaling; meiotic sister chromatid cohesion, centromeric. Lineage: Eukaryota; Viridiplantae; Streptophyta; Magnoliopsida; Myrtales; Myrtaceae.
UCCGUAUCCCUUUCUCUCCCUGUUCUCUCUCUCUCUCUCUCUCUCUCUCUCUCUUUCUCUCUAUCCUUCUCUGCAAGUUCACAGAAGACGCUCGACAUCGCCAAUGGAGGACGCUCAGAUCCAGAACGUGGACCCGGAGACGGCGUUCCUGGCCUCGAAGCGGCAGACCGGCAACGAGUGGGAGCUGUUCAAGGAGAACGUGCGCCCCCUGAAGAGGGGCCGCAACGUCAGCCUCCUCAACGACGCCCUCAGGUCCCACGCCGACAACCACCUCAAGAAAUCCCUCCUCGAUAAGCGAAGGAAGCUGAUCGAGGCGAUUGACGAUUACGAAGGGGACGAUCCUCUACAGGCAUGGCUUGAGUGCAUCAAGUGGGUUCAAGAGGCGUUUCCGCCGGGUGGCGACUGCUCGGGACUACUCGUGAUAUAUGAGCAAUGUGUUCGUGCCUUUUGGCAUUCGGACUGCUACAAAGACGACCUCCGCUAUCUUAAAGUUUGGCUGGAAUAUGCUGACAACUGCAGUGAUGCAGAAGUUAUAUACAACUUUCUGGAUGCCAAUGAGAUUGGGAAGCCUCAUUCUCUGUUCUACAUAUCUUAUGCCUUGUUCAUGGAAUCCAAGAAUAAGAUUAAAGCGGCCAAUGAAAUUUUGAAUCUUGGCAUAUCGAGGAAUGCUCAACCAAUUAAAAAGUUGGAGGACGCUUACAGAAAGUUUUUGGCACGCUCAAUGAGAAGACCAGCAGCUAUAGAUGAGGAAAAGCUGGAGAAUGGGCAGCCGGCACGGAGUUUUGGAACUGUCCUGGCAAAAGGAGAAAACGCAAGGCAGGCUGCAUUGAGUUUCGAUCUUGCCAACAGGAAACAGAAGGCUGAGAGGGUUCCAUUGCCCAUUUAUAAGGAUACGAAUAUGGGUAAGUCCUCGAGUCAUCAGCUUGAUACAUCAAAGAGGGGACUGAAUUCCUGGAAUAACCUUGGAGGUCGAGCAGAGAGAAACAAAGAGAACAAUGCACAACCUGCUAAAUGGACAUCCUACAAGAUACCCCAGAAACUUGGGCAGAGGACUGGAGUGGCAGCAGCUAGUACAUGUAUAGAGGUGUUUGUCGAUGAAGAAUGUGCAGAGAUGGGCAAAGAUGGAGGCAAAUCAUCAACCUUGGAGCUCAGGCAAGGCGAUGGCAAGGACCUUAAAAAGGAAACGGAGCUACUGAGGGAGAACCCGUUGCGCAAUUUCCCUCCCAACAGUCUUCCCAGGUGAUCUGAUCGGAGCACCUGAGGCUUGUUGUAUACUAUGCCAUAUGUUGGGGUCAGCUUUUACCUCUAAGGCUGAUCCAAAUACGCCAUGCACUUAAGAAGGAUUAUCGACAUCCAUUUUCGAUUUAUGUUUCUUUUCAACGUUUGUAACCAGUCGACCAAACCAACAUCUGUGCUGCUGCAACAUGAAGUCUGAUGUCAUUGUUGCAUUUGGCUAGGUGGGGAGGAUGUUUAACCCUCCUCCACAUGUUGCUGUAUUCUUGUGACGAGGACCGAUAGUUUGAAUUGGUUUUAACGCAAUUUGCUCCAUUUUAUUCCCCUUCUCA